Linum trigynum is the source of this 234-nucleotide messenger RNA. The record is from the annotation of a GenBank genome assembly. NCBI's taxonomy places the organism in Eukaryota, Viridiplantae, Streptophyta, Magnoliopsida, Malpighiales, Linaceae.
AUGGGGAGUCGCCGAAUGAAUUGGAAGGGCUCGUGGUGGAAGACGGCCGGCCGACCGGUGGAGCUGGCUUCGCAAACCGCCAAAAGAUGGGUGCUUGGAAGUUCCCCCCCUCUCUCGGAUCUAGAAGCAUGGCUCACCGCCAAUCUAUCACGGCUCACAUUCCACAUGGGAGCUGAUCCGGCGGUGCGAAUAAGGGAGAGAACGAAGGUGGUCACUUUCUUAGUCGCCGAUUGA